Acanthochromis polyacanthus (spiny chromis) is the source of this 2389-nucleotide messenger RNA. It is a transcript of the gene ompb, whose product is annotated as olfactory marker protein b. The record is from RefSeq and is a predicted model, not a curated record. The coding region runs from base 741 to 1223 and encodes 160 amino acids. Lineage: Eukaryota; Metazoa; Chordata; Actinopteri; Pomacentridae. The transcript has a single exon. Gene Ontology annotation, biological process: signal transduction; sensory perception of smell.
AAAGCCGCUUUAAAAAAAAGGAGGGGGAAGAAGAAAAAAACAAAGCACUGCACCACAGAAACCUCAGAGUCAUUUUGUAAUCCUUCGGGAGGCAGUCUCUCUUGCACUCCACCUCGCUACUGCUUACCCUGCGUGUCGCUGCACUGUGGAUAGCGAGGGCGGCUCCAUCUAUCUCAGCUUUCAUCUGGGCUCAGUGUCGCUAUGCAGCAGCUGAACUCUGGUAAGUAACUGACUCGAUGACUGACCAGAAACACAAGCAGAAGGCACCUUGGCUUCCCUGCUGCCUGUCAACAUGCACCCCAAGAGAAAAGAAGAGGUUUUCCCUUCACUCCCUUCCUCUUGCCCUCAACUAACAGAGUCCAACAGAAGAGACAAACUUACAAACCAAUGUUCACAUUUGCAGGCUUCUAGGAUCACAAAAUAUAAGAAGCUGUUACCAAGCAGGCAAAAACAAAUCUGUGACAAACAGUGCUAAACCCACUUCCCUAAGGACAGCUCCAGCGCCACGGUUGCAAACGUCAUUAGAUCUUGUUUUCCUUUCUGCUCAUCUGUACUGCAUGUAAGACCCGCCCUCUUCUAUUCCAUUGAUGUCACUGUGUGAGCCUGUAGGAACGGAAUAGUCACUAAGAGCCAGCAGACGGCGAGAAAGUGAAGACGCUUAGUUUCAACACAGCUGUCGAUCUAAUCCAGCCCUGCAGUCUGCAUUGACCGCUCAGCCUGCCGAGGUGUGCCGUCCAAGCAUGUCCACGGAGCUGGAGCUGCCCUUCCGGCUGGACACCCAGCUGACGGAGAUGAUGCGCCUGAGAGUUCAGUCCCUGCAGCAGCGAGGCCAGAAGAGGCAGGAGGGCGAGCGGCUGCUGCAGGCCAACGAGGCCGUGUACCGGCUGGACUUCUCCCAGCAGUCCCUCCGGUUCUCACACUGGACGGUGCGACUGGCCCAGGCGGGGCGACUCACCAUCACGGCCACGUCGCAGCUCUGGACGCCUGACCUCACCAACCUGAUGACCCGGCAGCUACUGGAGCCCGCCGGGGUUUUCUGGAGAGCGGUGGGAGACGCCUCCGAUGCGCCUGUCCAGUGCUACGAGGCGGACGCAGAUGAGUUUGGUGAGAGGAUCGCAGAGCUGGCAAAGGUAAGGAAGGUGAUGUACUUCCUGUUUGCCUUUGAGGAAGGCUGCAGCCCCGAGACUGUCGACGGCUCCAUCACCUUCACAGCGGACAGUUGAGACUUUGCAAACUUGGACUGAUGCUGCUUCUUCUGUGCUUGUGUGCUUACAGGUUGCAUUUGUUGCAUGAAUUGUUUCUCUUCAACCGUCCAUCAACAACUAAAUCUGUUGAGGUGUUUCUUCAUGCCUUUGUAUGUUUAGAUAUUGGGCACAAAUACAGCUUAAUAAAUCAAAUAAAUCAAUCAGAUGUAUCUGCAUUUCCUUAGCGAAUGUCAGAUUGUUCUUGUGUGUUGAACAGAAGUGUUCUCCUGCCUCUCCUCCUGUCUGACAAACAGCCAGCCCUGAAGGGUUUGGUGGAGUCGAGUCCCACAUGAGAUAAUGCAUAGAGACAGUGUGUACUUGUGUGCAUGGGUGUGAGUUUUCCCCAGCGGACGAGAGAACAGGUUCCUGCUGCCUCAUCUGUCUCCGUCUUGCAUGGUGACCCUGACAAACAAGAGAGGGGAGGCAUGUGGAUCUCCUCCUGCAGCCUCGCCCUCGCUGCUGAACGCCGCCACAGGAGAUGAAACAGUAACCAGGACUGUGAAUGAGAAGACAAUUGUCUGAAAAAGUGUGAGAGGGAAGAAAAUAACUUUCAUGUCAGGAGGAAUUAGACUUAUUUCUUGUCAGGGCAAAGCAGGGGCCUUACUUGCCACCUGAACCGUCAAACCAUCAGAGACGGAACCUCGGUUUUCUCUGAAUAAAGUCUCUUGCUGCACAUUCUCAGGAGUCUCAAUUCAAUCGAUCUCGCCCACAGUCUCGAAUGCAUGAAUAUAAAUGUUCAUUGAGUCUUUUGCUCGUGUUUCCCUGUGAACAAGAGUUAAACAAACAGAGCAAAUUAUACAUCAACCCACACCUAACAUAUCUGAACUUAAUAAUAAGGCAAUAGCCUGUCUCGCCAGAUCAAUAAUUUCGGACACUGAACACCCUCUUCAUCACAUGUUCCAGCUCCUCCCCUCUGGACGCAGAUUUCGAGCACUAAGAUGGCAUUAUGUCCGUUACAACAGAAGCUUUGUUCCAUCAGCGAUCGUCAUCCUCAAUAAGCCACCGCGCUGAACUUGAACGCUAUUUUUGUGUGUCAUAUUGUGAAUAUUGUGAAUUUUGUCCUUGUAUGUAUGUUAUGAUGUGUAACAUGACAGCUUGUGAAAACAAAUUUCCUUCGGGACAAUAAAGAGCUCUAUCUAAAAUCA